Vespula pensylvanica (western yellowjacket) is the source of this 551-nucleotide messenger RNA. Its product is annotated as acyl-CoA-binding protein homolog. NCBI's taxonomy places the organism in Eukaryota, Metazoa, Arthropoda, Insecta, Hymenoptera, Vespidae. Gene Ontology annotation, molecular function: long-chain fatty acyl-CoA binding. The record is from RefSeq and is a predicted model, not a curated record. The coding region runs from base 181 to 444 and encodes 87 amino acids. Gene Ontology annotation, biological process: fatty acid metabolic process. The transcript has 3 exons.
AACAUCGAUUUUAAAUGCGAAAGUAAAUGACGCAAUCUCUACGCGUCAUUAUGAUAAUGUGCGCCAGCUUUGCGCAUUGUCAUCGCCAGUUCUUUUUUUAUUAGCAAAAGUUUGCUGAAUCGAGGUAAAAGUGAACAUGGUCAGUCAUCGUCGAACUAGCGAAUAGUAAAUACGAUUAAGAUGUCUCUCGAUCAGAAAUUCGAAGCAGCCGAAACAGCGGUAAAAGCUCUUACCAAGCGUCCUACCGACGAAGAACUUUUAGAACUGUAUGCCCUUUACAAACAAGCUACGAUAGGGGAUUGCGAUACGCCGAAGCCCGGUAUAUUCGAUUUGAAAGGAAAGGCAAAAUGGGAAGCUUGGAAAAGCAAGAAAGGUAAUUCGAAAGAAGCGGCUAAAGAGGCGUACAUUAAGCAUGUCGGCGAAUUGAUGGAAAAAUAUAAAUGAUCAGACGACAAUUAUUGAACGAAUAAUUGAACUUAUUGAACGGAUAUGAAAAUAUACGCAGUUAUAUAAAAUAUAUACGUUUUCUUUGGGAAAAUACGAUUACUAUA